Molecule: messenger RNA, 1897 nt
Organism: Dendronephthya gigantea
Lineage: Eukaryota; Metazoa; Cnidaria; Anthozoa; Malacalcyonacea; Nephtheidae
Product: membrane metallo-endopeptidase-like 1
Exons: 14
Coding region: 28-1842 (604 amino acids)
Biological process (GO): protein processing
Cellular component (GO): plasma membrane
Molecular function (GO): metalloendopeptidase activity
Source: RefSeq, a predicted model, not a curated record
AAUUCUUUUUAAAGCUGUUUGUGCGAAAUGGAUUUCAGCGAAGAAAAUGUUUGUUUAAUUGACUCUGAAGAACCUGAGGCCAAGCUUAAAAUACGAAAGCCUUCCAAAACUCGCUAUCUUUCGUUCAUAUCAAUUUUACUGGUAUUACUGCUGCUUACUCUGACCGCGGCCUUCAUUGUACUGUAUAUGAAGAAAGGGGUGGAUUCUUCAUGCAAGUCCGGUAGUGGGAUAUGUACAUCUCCUGGCUGUUUCGCUAGCGCUGCAGGCAUCGUAGAAAAGCUUGAUCAAUCCACCAAGCCAUGUGAUGAUUUUUAUCAGUACAGCUGUGGAGGAUUCCUAAAAAGAACUCGUUUAAGAAAAAAUGAAUUUCUAAAAGAUUCGUUUAUCGAAGGGAAAGAAUUCGUCGAGCAAGCUCUUAAGAGAAUUUUCGAGGAUGAGGGAUUGAUGUCCAAUUACUCUAAGGAUCAAAAUUCAGCUGUCUAUAAAGCCUUCGUAUUUUACAAAUCGUGUAUGGAUGAAAAUUACAUUAGUAAUGCUGGAAUGAAGCCAAUUCUUGAUAUGAUAGAAAAGUAUGGCUCGUGGAACAUCACGAACGAAGAUUGGAGUGAGGAUUCAUGGUACCUUGAAAGAACUUUGGCUAGAAUGAAAGUCGAUCUUUCAACAGUCACAUUUGUAGAUGCUGCUGUAAUACCAAAUAUUUUUGACAUCACUAAACCGAAUACUAUUUUUGUUGCAAAAGCAGGUCAGAAUUUAGGUACUCAGGGCAAAGGAUAUUCUUAUUACAAAUUUCCUCAAUCCUUGCGGACUGUUCGGGAUGUCAAUGAUCAGACGUGGCGUCCCCUUACCUCUAGAUAUAAGACGUUUAUGUUGACGGUAUUCAAAUUGCUUGGAGCUAGCGACAACAUUCAAUUAUACAAAGACGUGGAAAGAAUUAAUCAGUUGGAGCAAGACUUUAAUUAUAUGUAUGAAGAAGAUGUACCUUCUUUUAUGAAUACAAAUGAACUGAAAAAGCACUUAAAAAUUAUGACGUUGCAAGAAUUGAAUAAUCACACAUCGUUUAAGUUUAACUGGACUAUGUAUUUCGAAGAGAUUUUUCGUGGUUCCGGCAGAUCAUUUCACCCCAGCGAUAGAUUAAUGGUGCUAGUCCCGAAUAACCUAAAAAAUGUGGUUGACUUUAUCACGGGAAAGCCUAAAAGUUUACUUGCCAGUACUAUGAUGUGGAAUGCUAUCCAACGUCUACUACCAACACUGCCUCUCAAGAUGAGAAAGGCAGAAAAUAAUUAUAAAGAAUAUCUUUCACCAACAAAUUAUAAUUCUCAUGCCAGAUGGAAAACCUGUCUUAGUUUAACCCAUCAGCAGUUCACAUAUGUCGCAUCAUUACUUUAUAUGAAUGAAAACGUGCCCGAGGAAUCUAUAAAUAUGGCGAAGGAGUUAUUUACUGAAAUGAAGAAAGAAUUUUUGAAUGGCUUGAACGAACAAGAAUGGUUGGACGACAAAACACGAGCGAGCGCACGCCGCAAGCUUAUCAAGAUAAAAGAAAAUUUUGGCUAUCUACAAUUCAUAAAAGAUCCCGCGAAGCUGAACAAGUUCUAUGAAGAAGUUAAAGUUAAUAUAUCUCAACUUUUGCAAAACCAGUUAAGCUCGGUGAGGAAUACUUUUAUGAAGCAGAUUCAGCUGUUUGGUAAACUGUAUGGCGACAACACGGUCAACACCUAUACACUAUUUCAUCAGAUUAUUUCACCUCUUGCUGCCAAUGCUUUCUACUUUGGUGUAACAAAUGAAAUUUAUAUUUUGGCAGGAGUAUUACGGCCACCUUUUUAUCAUAAGGACUCACUAAGGUAAAUAUAAUUUCAUGUACUCAACCUCAUUUUUUAUCCUAUACCAUGGGGGUUGAGUU